This is a messenger RNA of Pseudomyrmex gracilis, 1836 nucleotides long. RefSeq lists its product as uncharacterized. The transcript has a single exon. The record is from RefSeq and is a predicted model, not a curated record. Lineage: Eukaryota; Metazoa; Arthropoda; Insecta; Hymenoptera; Formicidae. Bases 1 to 1836 code for a protein of 611 amino acids.
AUGUCAAGUGGAGUUUAUUGCUGUAAGCCGGAAUACAUAAUUGCUGAAAUCUCCUUCUCUAGGGCUGCCAAUCUUCUUUUAGCAGUUGUUUACAGACCACCAAAUUGUGGCUUUCUGCAGGAGUUUGAGACUGAGUUUCUUGAUCUUCAAGCAACUUACAGACAUUCGGUUAUAUUCGGAGACUUCAACGCUGAUUUGCUUUCAAUCAGUUAUGAUAGUGCCCACUUAACUACAUUUGUCGAGUCGUCUGGCCUUUAUCUUGUGCCUUAUCGGGCCACACAUAAUUUGAUGAACUCUAGCACUUUACUGGAUUUGUGUAUCGUGGAUGACAUGGAUAAGAUCAAUGAUUUUGGACAACAUGAUGUGCCAUUCCUGUCGGCGCAUGAUCUAAUAUAUAUAGAAUACAAGAUUCUGACCGAACGUAUGCAAGAGCGUGAAACUACAUUUAGGGAUUUCAGGAAUUUCGAUGAAACUGCAUUUAUUCGCGAUAUACUCAGGAUUGAUUGGAGUGACUUGGACUCUUCAGUGUCGCUUGAUGACAAAGUUGAUAUUUUAAAUCAAUGUUUACUGCAAUGUGUGAAUAAGCAUGCUCCUCUCCGUCGCGGCAGAUUCAAGAAUCUUCCGGCGCCGUGGUUGAGCCUUGAUAUCAAGAAUGCGAUGAGAAGAAGAGACAAAGCUCGUAGGAAAUGGCGCAGGGAUCAUAAGGUUGAGUCUUAUGAUAUCUUUAAGCGACUUAGAAAUGACGUACAACGUUCAGUACGUACAGCAAAGAAUGAUUACUACCUCUCGAUUUUCUCCAAUAAGAGCUCUGGUGCUACUUGGACUGAACUGCGACGACUUGGCCUGAUUCAAUCUAAAGCGGGAAUGAACAAGCGUCUUUCUAAUACUACAGAUGAAUUAAAUUGUUAUUUUGCGCAUGUGGCUGGAGGCCCUGGUGGUGCUGGUGUCGGCCAGGUGAUGGAGUUUCCGGAUGUGAACAUGAUGAGCGAUGCUUUUGACGAUCGUAGACUACAUUGGAAGUACGUUACUCCCCAAGACAUUUAUCGAGUAUUCUCGAAUAUUAAGUCGAAUGCUACGGGCUCUGAUGGCAUAUCAGUCAAAAUAAUAAAAUUCAUCUUGCCUUACAUUAUGCCUAUCAUCGAGCAUAUCUAUAAUUUUUCACUCUCUCACGGGUACUUUCCGGAGUGUUGGAAGAGGUCUGUGAUAUGUCCUGUUCCUAAGAUCAAGGAUCCAACGAUGCCAAAGCAUUAUCGACCGAUUGCUAUUCUGCCUACUCUCUCGAAGGCCCUAGAGAGAAUUGUCUGUGAUCAAGUCCGGGAUUAUCUUGAGGAGAAUGAUCUAUGGGAUCAAUUUCAGUUUGCAUACAAGAAAGGUCAUUCAACUGAGACCAGUGUUAUUAGAAUACUGGAUGACGUUAGAUGGGCUGCUGAUAAAAGAAUGGUCACAAUUGCAGUAUUAUUUGAUUUCUCUAAGGCAUUUGACCGGGUGCAGCACUGGAUUCUGCUACAAAAGCUAACAAAAUACAACUUCUCUUAUCAUGCGUUGCUCUGGAUUAGAUCGUACUUGGAAGGUCGAUCACAACUUGUCAAGGACCCAUUUAGUCAGGAAUGGUCCUCACCUGUUGACAUCACAGCCGGAGUACCUCAGGGAUCUGUCUUGGGACCAUUGCUUUUCGUACUGUAUCUUGGAGACUUUGCCAAGUUGUUAUCUCACUGUAAGUACAGUUUUUAUGCUGAUGACCUUGUUCUGUACUUGCAUUGUGAACCACGUGAGCUUUCCCAUGGAAUAGCUAAGGUUAACUCCGACAUCACUAAUAGCCUGGACUUUACGCAAUGA